AUGCCGAAAAUGCUCCUCGAGAGCCAGUCCCUGGAGCCAUCCUCCAUCAGGCGGGAGGUGCAGAAGGCAUUACAGCUGCAGGUCGUCGGAGUGGCCGAGGCGCUGCACGACAUUCUGCAACAGGCCGGCGACCCUUGCGCCGCGGCGGAUGCCCUGACGGCGGCUCACCUCCGCGAGCGGCGGCGGCGGGAGCGGGAGGCGUCGGGUUUCAGCAAACUCAUCCGCAGCCUCACAGCCCGCCCCUCCCCCUCCUCUUGGCCAUCCAGCUACUCAGGGCGGUCCAGGACCAACCGCGCAGCAGCAACAGCAGCAACAGCCGGAAUGACAUUGUCACCGGCAGCGGGAGCGGCGGUGGUGGGAAACGACAACUCCUUGCGCGCGGGGGCUUCCUCCGGGCUCAGUGGGUGGCGGCAUGAAGUGGGGAGGCGGUCAUCGUCGCGGUGCGCUGACGGUGAUGGAGAUGGUGGUGUGUUUCUGAGUCAGCAGCAGGUCGCGGAGGCGCUUCAGCGGCGUAUCGGUUUCCGUUUGGAGCUGGGACCGUCCUCAGUCCCCCACCCGGAUUCAGGCACGGGACUGUUCCUGCGCGGUGAGGCCCGGCCGGGAGCUAUCGUGGCCAUCUUCCCUGGAGUCCUGUACGGCAGGACGCAGCUUGCACACAUGCCAAAUUUCCCAAAGGCACGACCCGAGCGCUUCCUGGUGCUGGUGAUGAAGUUGGUGGUGAAGUUGGUGCUGGCGUUGGAUGCCGGGUUGAGGAGGAGUGGGGUAGCGGUGGACAUGGACAACCCCUACCUCAGCUGCCGAUACGACCAGAGCAUCGUGGACUCCAAGCCGUGGGGCCGCGGAUGUCGCCACCCGGGGGAUGCUGCGGAGGAAGAGAAGGCCGCGGCUGCGACCGCUUCUUCGGCGAAUCCUGAACAGUGUGGGAAAGCUGUGGCGGGGCCUCAACACGGCGGUGACGUCGACAGACAAUCCCCCAACGUGUUGGAGGCCGCUCUGGACCUCCCGCUGGAGCUGCUCAAUGACCCACGGGGCGCCAUGCGGCCGUGGCUCCGUGCCUACCUACCCGUCGUACAACCACCGCUGCACUACGACCCGUACGGUAAUGACCCUGGCGAGGACGGCGAGGACGACAGCGACGGGGAGGAUGAGGAGGAACACGAGGUAGAGGAACACGGAGGCCGAGUGGGGGCUGCAGCGACCUCUGUGGCCGCGAGUACGGCGUCAGAACAGCAGCAGCAGCAGCAGAGAUGGCGGCAGCAGCGGAGACUGCCUGGGGAGCUGCGGGCUGAGGAGUUGCUGUCGCCGCCUGGGGGAGUCGUACGGCUGCUCGUCCUGGUGUCCACGACGGCCGUACGCGACGGCGAUGAGCUGCUUCAGAACUACCGCAUGAACCCGCAUGUAGCUCGGCCAGACUGGUACGUGGUCCAUGAUGCGGAGGCGGAGCAGCGGCGCUGGGCCCGGUUCCGGGCGAUGGACAUGGGUUUCAAGGCGCGGAGUGGCGGAGGCAGUGGGGGUGGUGGCGGUAGCGGGGGUGGUGGCAGCAGCGGCGGGUUGGCUGGGCCCGCGGGUUGAGCUGUCUUUAAGUUCUUCUCACGGGUUGCGUCUCGCAGCAGCGUGCAUUGAGGCAGGUUGAGUUGUUUCUGUGGCGAUGUGUCUGUCGAUACGAUAUGUGCGGUGCAUUGAUGGCGCCGUCCACAGGGCCGGCCAGGUGGGCAUGUUGUGGCGUGCUGUGCUGUGCUGUGGGAUAUAACAGGUACGUCCCAGUACGUACACACUUUGGCCUCAGGUACCGCGUUAUGGUUCCCGAGGCGGCGGGGGUUCCCCCAUUCUCGGCCGCUGGUGGUGG
Molecule: messenger RNA, 1846 nt
Organism: Volvox carteri f. nagariensis
Lineage: Eukaryota; Viridiplantae; Chlorophyta; Chlorophyceae; Chlamydomonadales; Volvocaceae
Exons: 7
Coding region: 1-1572 (523 amino acids)
Source: RefSeq, a predicted model, not a curated record